AUGGUCUAUACUCUCACAGUCCACCUCUACGCAAACGAGAAGCCCGAUUCUAUUGACCGCAUCAAAGCCAAACUCAUCGAGGCAGCUCGAGUCUACAGGAAAGACAAGGAGACAAUUGAUUGGUUGGUCAUGCAAGAUGUCCACGACCCUAGAGCGUUCACCAUAGUAGAACGAUUUGAGAACGAAAGUAGUCAGAAGUACCAUCUUGAGAAUCCAUACUGGAAGACCUUCGACCCCUAUGUUAUACCCCUCCUUGAUAAGAAGAUGGACCUCCGCAGACAUGAAGAAUUGGACACCAGCAAAGACGUUGCGGUUCCAGUCUAGGAGUCUGUGACAGGCUGUUCAGAGGUACAAAGCCGUUAUUCCAACCCGACGACACUUAGUAUCUUCUGUCGUCAGGGACACUUAGUACAUUUGGCUUUGUCGUGUCCUAUUAUAUGCGACCGAUAGCUGAGCAUGUUCCAAAUAAUUGCACGCAU
Messenger RNA from Mollisia scopiformis, 479 nucleotides. RefSeq lists its product as uncharacterized. The coding region runs from base 1 to 324 and encodes 107 amino acids. The transcript is spliced from 3 exons. Lineage: Eukaryota; Fungi; Ascomycota; Leotiomycetes; Helotiales; Mollisiaceae. The record is from RefSeq and is a predicted model, not a curated record.